This is a messenger RNA of Protopolystoma xenopodis, 924 nucleotides long. The record is from the annotation of a GenBank genome assembly. NCBI's taxonomy places the organism in Eukaryota, Metazoa, Platyhelminthes, Monogenea, Polystomatidea, Polystomatidae.
AUGUAUCCCCCAGGUCGCCUGCGACCUGUGCAUCCAAGGUUUGGUCAUGCCGUUGCUGCUCGGCACAACGAGGCCUGGCGCCAUCUCGCGGUCCUGAUAUUGCCUUCUUCCGACGAUCGCCUUUCAUCAUCACGUGACUCUGAUUUGGACCAAAUGAAGACUGACUCCAACGCCAUUAGUGACAAUCGUACUGGAGCCUUGGAGACGACACUCGUAUGGGUGGCCAGUGCCAAACGUAUAAUUCAACUAGCCGUCUACACUAAACGAGGCGACAGCAGACACAACGACGAUGUUAAAGUAUGCUACACAUCAGAAUUGAGAAUUGGGCGAAGUUUAGCCACUAUUUACGGUCCCCAUGCUGGUGAGGCAGAAAUCUUCUGGCCUGAUUUGGGCUCCCAAGUUCGUCCAAGUGCUCCGAAGCCCACGCAAGAUAUGAAGGUCAAAACAGAUGGCUACGGGGGUCGAGCUGUAUCAUCGGUUCACGAGGAGCAUCUGGCAGAUGAUAGGGGAGCCAGAGGUAACAAGAAUCAGACUGGCUGGAGGAGAGUUCAGAACAUGUACAGAAUGGAGCAAAUAGGCAAAGAGACAAAGGUGAUCUGGGAUGGAGACCGUAUGAUUUUGGAUACGAAGCAUGUAGAAGACGAUUUUGGGGGAGAGAAAGAGGUAAAUAAUGAUGGAAACCCAGACAUAGAUGUGCUGGAUGAGGAUGAGGAGGCUGAUAUAGAAGAUGAGAUUGAAAAGAAGCCGAUGGAGCAGGAUUCGGUGGCAGAACCUUUACGGCUUUAUCGCAUCAAACAUGCCGAAAAGGAUGGGAGCAGGGUCCCCUUACAGACCCAAAUUGAAGAGUUGAGCGUUGACCUGAUGCCUAAGCCAGUCGAAGAGAUAACCGGCAUCACCGUCAAGAGAGCCAAAGUGGUGUUUUGA